Molecule: messenger RNA, 421 nt
Organism: Medioppia subpectinata
Lineage: Eukaryota; Metazoa; Arthropoda; Arachnida; Sarcoptiformes; Oppiidae
Source: the annotation of a GenBank genome assembly
UUUUAUGAAUGAAUAGGUUUUACGGCCAAAGGGUUUAUUACUAUUCAGGGAUUACGGUCUCUACGAUCACGCGAUGCUUCGGUUCAGUGAUGGACACAAACUAUCGGACAAUUUCUAUGUGCGACAGGACGGCACCCGUGCCUACUAUUUCUCAUUAGAAUAUAUUGAAUCGAUGGUGAAAUCGUGUGGUUUUGAAGUGAUUAAAAACGAUUACAUCUAACGGCAAACAGUGAACCGAAAGGAAGGCAUUAGCGUUGAGCGUGUGUUCAUUCAGGGAAAGUAUGCAAAAAUUGCCUAAACAUAGAGCACACACUUUUUUGCGCAUAAUUACAUCGGCAAUACAUUAUUCAUUUGUUUUAUUAAACAUAAAAAUGUAAUUUCAUUAAAUAAAAUAUAUAUUUAUAUUUUCGAAAUGAAAAUA